UUCUCUCCCAGAUAUUUUGAUCGCGCGGAGAGCUCCGAGCUAUGGCGAUCGCGGCGUCGAAUCGGUGCUCCCUCGUGUUCGUGCGCGUCUGCUGUUGUGGUGGGGAGCGCCGCGGUAGGGCCUGAUCAGAUCAAACGGCCAAUUUCUCCUCUUUCUUUUCUUUGUUCUUGCGUCGCCAUCACGGAACAAGACAGAGGCGGGCGAGGAGGCGCUGCUACCCCUCUAGCUGCGAGAUCGUUGUCGCGGCCAUAGCUCUCUGAUUCAUCCUUUCAUUCAUGCGAUUUGCGCGUUCUAUCGCAUUGUUUUGCGCUGAUCUCUCGCGGGUGCCAGCUUGAUCUGCGCGCCAGCAAACCAGGCAAAGUGGGCGACGAGGGAAAAAACAAAGAAUAGGAGGAUAGAUAGAUAGAUCUGGCAGCCAGGCAAACAAUGCAGCUGCUCCAACGUGCUGAUGACGCCGGCAGUGGCUCCGGGGACCCAUUUGGCAGCUCGAGCAACCCAUGUGAUUCGUGACCGGGAGUGGGAUCAAUCCGGGCCAGGAACAGGUCUUAGCUCCAGAAAUCUUGGGCGAUUUCUAGAGUUGGAGGGGAGGAAGCCUGGCGAGAUCUUGCGCAAGAGGAGAACAAUUUGAGCGAGAGGAAAGAUGCUGGGGUCUCCUCCUUCGAGGUCUCAAAACGAUCCAGAGUCGCCGUCUCUUGGUAAGAAGCCCGGUGCCUGGCCACCCACGGUGAUGGAGCCGCUUCCGGCGAAUCACGGCUACAAUCCCAGCAUGCUCGGCUCUUGGGCUCGACGAACAGGCUACAAGAGUCGCGAGACCACUGGGACUUUCUCGACUGGGGAGCAAGAGCUUCCAAAGCCGCCGGCAUACAGGGAGAGAGUUUUUGGCAAUGCUGCUGGUGGAGCUACCGCUGGAACGAAUGCUCCAGCGGCAUUGAACGGGAAUGGACUUAGGAAUUCGGUAGCCGCGGCCGGCAAGGAAAAGAAUGGGAUCCCAGCGAUUUCUGAGACAGUUCCAGUGACGAAUGUGGCUGCUGCUGCUGGUAAUGGUGUGAGGAAAAUUAGCGAGCCCAUUCGGAUCGAGCCGAUGAAGAAUUUCAGGGACAGGGAGUCUGACGUCAUGUCGUCCCAAGAUCCAGACGAUGGUGGAUCGAUCAAGCAGACUCAUAUGAAAUACGAAAUCAGGGAAAAUCCCGGACUCGUUCCACUGAUCCUCUACGGGCUUCAGCACUAUUUUUCUAUCAUUGGAUCGCUGAUUCUCGUGCCGCUGGUUUUGGUCCCACUCAUAGGCGGAAAUGAUAAUGAUACAUCGCGAGUGGUUUCCACUACAUUGCUUGUUUCCGGGAUCACGACGCUUAUUCAUUUGUGCUUCGGAUCAAGGCUGCCUCUAAUACAAGGCCCGUCGUUUGUGUACCUGGCUCCAGCUUUGGUGAUUGCGAACUCGCCAGAGUUUUCCAACGUACCUGGAAAUAGGUUCAAGCACACCAUGAAGGAACUACAAGGUGCCGUCAUAAUCUCCUCGUUGUUCCAGAUCAUUGCUGGCUACAGUGGCCUAAUGUCAUUUUUGCUUAGAGUUAUAAAUCCUGUGAUUGUCUCGCCAACUGUAGCAGCCGUUGGUUUGGCAUUCUUUACGUAUGGUUUCACGACUGUUGGUUCAUGUGUUGAAAUUGGGAUACCACAGAUUAUUGUGGUCAUCAUCUUCGCUCUGCAUCUUCGGAAGAUUUCAAUUUUCGGGCAUAGGAUUUUCCAAAUUUAUGCUGUGCCUCUCGGCUUGGCAACAACUUGGGCCUACGCGUUCUUGUUAACUGAAACGGGAGCUUACAACUAUAAAGGUUGUAAGAUGGACAUGGCGAAUCCUUCAGCGGCUUGCCAGCGGCACAUCCAUACAAUGAGAAGUUGUAGAACCGACGCUUCACAUGCCCUCAGAGACGCAGCCUGGGUAAGAUUCCCUUAUCCGUUCCAAUGGGGAACUCCGACUUUCAGCCUCAGAACGGGGGCAGUAAUGAUUGCUGCUUCUAUCAUAGCUUCAGUGGACUCGGUAGGAUCUUAUCAUGCAACGUCCCUUCUGGUUGCUUCAAGAGCUCCAACCCCUGGACUUGUAAGUCGGGCCAUAGGCCUGGAAGGCAUCACGAGUGCUCUGGCUGGUCUGUGGGGAAUCGGAACCGGAGCAACGACUCUCACUGAAAACGUACACACGAUCGCGGUGACGAGAAUGGGAAGCCGUCACGCCGUGACAUUCGGUGCAUUCGUUCUCAUAGCCUUGUCUUUCAUAGGCAAAGUUGGAGCCUUUCUUGCGUCGAUUCCCCAAGUUAUGGUGGCUGCGCUCCUGUGCAUUAUGUGGGCAAUGCUGACAGCCUGGGGGCUGUCGUAUCUCCGCUACACGGAAACUGGGAGCUCCCGCAACGUUCUCAUCGUUGGGCUUUCGCUCUUCCUGUCUCUAUCGGUGCCUGCGUACUUCCAGCAGUAUAACGCUGGCAGCAACGCCGUCCAGUUCUUUCUUGCCCCGUAUUCCGUUGCUACACACGGGCCCAUACAAACCAAGAGCGGAACAGUGAACUUCAUCUUUAACAGCCUGCUAUCGAUGCAUAUGGUGAUAGCCUUCGUGGUGGCGUUUUUCCUGGACAACACUGUUCCUGGCAGCAAGCAAGAGCGCGGGAUCUACGUGUGGUCUCGUCCCAGGAGCGCUAAGAACGAGCCGGCAUUCCAAAGGGACUAUGGCCUCCCCUUUGGGCUAUGGAAGUUCUUCGCGUGGGUGAAAUGGGUGGGCGUGUGAGCGAUCGAGCGAGCGAGCUGAGUGAGGGAGAGUGAGAGAGAGCGAGCGAGAGAGAGAGAUAGAGAGAGAGAUAGAGCGAGAGAAAGAGAAGAGCAAAGAAAAGAAAAGAGAGAGGUGAUUGUUUGUUUGUAUGAUAUAUAGAAGACGAAGAAAUCAUUUUGGGCGGGAAGUGGCA
This is a messenger RNA of Selaginella moellendorffii, 2942 nucleotides long. RefSeq names its product nucleobase-ascorbate transporter 12. The record is from RefSeq and is a predicted model, not a curated record. Lineage: Eukaryota; Viridiplantae; Streptophyta; Lycopodiopsida; Selaginellales; Selaginellaceae. Gene Ontology annotation, biological process: transmembrane transport. The transcript is spliced from 11 exons. Gene Ontology annotation, cellular component: membrane. Bases 641 to 2767 code for a protein of 708 amino acids. Gene Ontology annotation, molecular function: transmembrane transporter activity.